CAGUGUCCAUCAGUGCCAGCAGUCAGUGCUUAUCAGUGCCACGUGCCAGUGCCCAUCAGUGCCACAUCACAGUGCACAUCAAUGACACAUAUCAGUGCCCAUCUGAGCUGCCUUUCAAUGUCACCCAUCAGUGCCAGUCAGUGCCACCUAUCAGUGCUGCCAAUCAGUGCCACCUAUCAGUGCCAGUCUGUGUCGCCUAUCAGUGUGCAUCAGUGCCGCCUAUCAGUGCCAGUCAGUGCCGCAUGUCAGUGCUGCCUAACAGUGCCAGUCAGUGCUGCCUAACAGUGCCAGUCAGUG
Staurois parvus is the source of this 297-nucleotide messenger RNA. The record is from the annotation of a GenBank genome assembly. Lineage: Eukaryota; Metazoa; Chordata; Amphibia; Anura; Ranidae.